Messenger RNA from Eleginops maclovinus (Patagonian blennie), 4478 nucleotides. Its product is annotated as unconventional myosin-XIX. The transcript is spliced from 24 exons. Gene Ontology annotation, cellular component: vesicle; myosin complex; actin cytoskeleton. Lineage: Eukaryota; Metazoa; Chordata; Actinopteri; Perciformes; Eleginopidae. Gene Ontology annotation, molecular function: actin filament binding; ATP binding; microfilament motor activity. Gene Ontology annotation, biological process: actin filament organization; vesicle transport along actin filament. The record is from RefSeq and is a predicted model, not a curated record. The coding region runs from base 174 to 3080 and encodes 968 amino acids.
AGACACGGGAAGUUCUCCUUAAGGAAUUUCUGACAGUAAUGGAAAACAUUGAGCCUCGAGACUGAAGUGUAGAAUAACCACAACUUGGCUUAUUUAAAAUAUAGGCGAGGUUCCUAUUAAUGUAUUAGGCUGACUCUUAAGACGGACACGAAGGUAACGGUACCGCACAUUAAAUGACUUCUGCGGACAAACCAAGUCACGUUAGAGAAGGAGGACACAGGAAUGGAGAGGGGACGGUUAAAGGAUUUGUCCGGAAAGUCCAUUCUCCACAUCCGUCCCUAAAUGAUUCACUGGAGGGAGACAUUCAAGCCUUCCUGAUUGAUGAUGACCUACUCCACACUUAUGACGACCUCACCAAAGUCAACCCAGUCACUCCUGCAACAGUGCUGAAAUGCCUCCAGGCGAGGUACAGGGUGAAGGUGUUCUACACACAUGCAGGCUGCACCUUAGUGGCCCUGAACCCCUUCCAGCCAAUCCCAGACCUCUACACCCCGGAUGUGAUGAAGGAGUAUCACUGCGCUCCUCAGCCACAGGAGUUCAAACCACAUAUCUUUAUUGUGGCAGAAGAAGCUUACAGGAACGUGCAGGGCCAGCUGGAGCCGGUGAAUCAAUCCUUGGUGGUCAGCGGUGAGAGCGGUGCAGGAAAGACAUGGACGUCUCGUUGCCUGAUGAAAUAUUACGCCACUGUGGCGGCCGCCUCCUCCGUGGUGAACAGUCAGGACACAGUGGAGAGGAUAGAAAGGAGGGUGCUGGACUCCAACCCCAUCAUGGAGGCUUUCGGCAAUGCCUGUACGCUGAGGAACAACAACAGCAGUCGUUUUGGAAAGUACAUCCAGCUCCAGCUAGACAGGUGUCAGCUGUUAGUGGGGGCGUCUGUACAAACGUACCUACUGGAAAAGACCAGGGUGGCCUGCCAACCUGUUAAUGAGAGGAACUUCCACAUCUUUUAUCAGAUGCUGAAGGGGGCCACAGAUGAGCAGAGAAAGGAGUGGAAGAUGCCACGUGGCCAACAUUUUGUGUGGCUGCCAAAUUCGGAAAAACCAGUAGAAGAGGAUUCCUUUCAGGAGACUGUCUUGGCAAUGGUUCAUCUGGGCAUCAAAGCAGAAAGGCAGAGGCAAUUAUUCAGGAUUCUAUCAGGGAUUCUGCAGCUGGGGAAUCUGGAUUUCUCUUCUUCAACGGAUGAAUCCAAGCCCUGUGACCUAGAUGAGCAGUCCAAAGACUUCUUGCAGAGGGCCGCUGAGCUGCUGUGCGUUCCUGCUGAGGAGCUUCUCAUGAGUCUAAGAGUGAGGACGCUGAAGGCGGGGAAGCAGAGCGUCAUCAAGCCCUGUCCCCGGUCAGAGUGCAGCAUGAGGAGGGACUGCCUGGCCAAGGUCAUCUACGCCCAGUUAUUUGAAUGGCUGGUUACAUUCAUCAACAACAGCAUACGUGCAGACAAAGCCACAUGGUGCAACUUUAUAGGAGUUCUAGAUGUGUACGGGUUUGAGUGUUUCCAGAUCAAUAACCUGGAGCAGCUGUGCAUCAACUACGCCAAUGAGAAACUGCAGCAGCACUUUGUGGCUCAUUAUCUCAGAGCUCAGCAGGAGGAAUACGUGUCAGAGGGGUUGGAGUGGUCCUUUGUCAAAUAUCAAGACAAUCAGAGCUGUCUGGAUCUUCUGGAGGGAAGCCCUGUCAGUGUCUUCUCUCUUCUCAAUGAGGAGAGUCGUCUUAAUCGAGCCUCAGACGAAAAGACGAUGAAGGUGCGUUUGGAGAAGGAGCUCAGUGAUAAUGCCAACAUCAGCUGGGACAAGUUCAGCAAACAGCCUCACUUCACUGUGGCCCAUUAUGCUGGCAAAGUCACAUACCAGAUCCAGGGGAUGGUGGAGAAAAACAAGGACCCGGUACCACCAGAGCUCAUCGAACUGCUGCAGAUGUCUGAAAACGCUCUGCUUCACCACAUCUUCACUGACAAGGAAACUGUUAGUCCAACCAGCAAGGGGCUCAGUAAAGUCACUGUGGUCUCCAAGUUCAAGAACUCUCUGGAGAGCCUGAUGAGGAUCCUCCACACCACCACUCCUCACUACACUCGCUGCAUCAAACCCAACCCCGACUGCAAGCCGCUGACCUUCAAAAAGGAGGAGGUCAUCAUGCAGCUGGAGGCCUGUGGGAUUGUGGAGACUAUUCAUAUAAGUGCUGCUGGCUUUCCAAUUAGAAUUCCUUUCAAAGGCUUCAUGCAACGUUAUGGACUGAUUGCAAAAUAUUCACAUUUCAAGUCAGGGAGUCAUUCUGUUGAUGCGGGAGCUGGCGACAUUCUUCGGCAAGGGGUGGAGAAUCUCCUCAGCGUCGUGUUACAGCAUGAAGCGUUCGACCCCUUGCGCAAACUCAACAGCGUGAAACACAAUUCAUGGGUUCACUGCGGGAGGACUAAAGUUUUUCUCACCCAGCUAAUGUUAGAAUUUCUGGAGUACCAGAGGAAGAAGAUCCUGUCUCAGUGUGCCUUCUCCAUUCAGUGCUGCUGGCUGCGGUACCAACGCCGCAGACACCGCGCUCGCCUGCUGUCUGCCACUCUGAUCCAAGCAGUGGUGCGGUCCUGGCUGGUCAGGAGGCGGCUCCAGAGAUGGAACAGAGCAGCUGCAGUCAUCCAGAACACCUGGAAGAAGUGGAGGGCAAUAUUAAAAGCCUUGGCUGAGAGAGAACUGGAUGAUGCAAAGGACCUCAUGGAGGCGGACAGGCCAGAAUUGAACCCCAUCAUCAAGGAGCGGGGCUCCGUGCAGCUUUCCUCCAUCCAGGAGCCCGUCACAGUGCGAGGCUGGCCCAUGGGCCUGGCUCUGGCCUCAGCCCCGUCCAUCACCAUGUCCCUGACUGCCACAGGAUUCCAGAAGAUGGUGUCUGUGAUGGCCUCCCUCAACCUGCCCUCCCGGAGAGGGGAUUACAAGUUGGAGCCCAACCAGUACUCGCAGGAGCUCGCUUCCAUACGGGCCCAACCCAAGGGAUCUGUAAAGCUGCACUAUCAGCGGUCUCCACUUCUCUACGCUGACAGGAAGCCCGACAUAAAGAGUGACAUGAGCGGGUUCAACGCCAUCCUGCUUGAGAAAACGUUGUAACAGCUCUGUCUUUUGCUGAACACUAAUGUCUGAUUACUUGCACACAGAUUAAGGACAAUCUGGCACAACUGUGCUUUUUCAGUGAAGCAUCUGGUCUUCCAUAAUGUGAGACAGAGGGAACAAACCUGGCAUUUUAAUUCUGGCAUUUAGUUAAAAAGUGUUUAAAGGGACCAUUAUCAGCUUCAACUUUUUAAAUGAUGCCAAAGUUGAUCUCACUCGUUGUUAUACACAGCUGCAAAUAUCUGCCACGCAUGCACCGCAGUGAUAUUUUGAACUACCAGGAUGUCUGGUAAAACAAUGUAGUGUGCUGUGAACCGGACCUUAUUAAGGUCUGUAGUCACAAUCAGACUACAGUGACUAAAAAGAAACAUUGACCUGUCACAUUUGAGAUCAGCAAAUAGAAGACCAUGAUGAACAGAGUUGUGAUUUUGAUAAUGUCACUGCAGGACAAGACAGAAUCUUUUUUAUUGGUCUUUGUCCCUCUCUUGAGAACUGUUAUUUCAUAGCACAACCUUUACACCUUUAAAAAAAAAAACAGACUGCAGGAUUUCUAUUAUUGAUGCCUCUUCAGAACGUUUGACUGUUGAUCAAAGUAUUUGGACUUUGAAAAGUGCCUCUUUUAUAAGCUACACUCAAAUCAUAGAUGGUCUUAUUUAUUUAAGGGUGAUUAUUUAUGUGUGAUUUGUAUAGAUUUAUUUUGGGUGUAAGAACACAUGGGUCGGAUGCACAUAUCCGAUUUUAUUAGAACCAGCAUUUACUUUGAAAUUAAUUUAUGCUUUAAAGAAGUAAAGUAUUGCACACUAAAGCACAUAUUGCACAUUAAAACCAUGUGUCUGCUCACAUGCAGCAACACACAACAAUUAAUGAACAAGCAGACACGUCACUUAUGUGACACAGGGAAGGAAUAAACCCAGGUUUAUUCAAAUUGCUGCUUUUUUUUCAACAAGGGUCUUUCUUAUAGGCACAUCUGUCAAAUGUUUGGCCAAAACACUGUGUGGAUAUGGUCCGCUGCAGAAAGUCCUGCAACACAAUACCAAAGUGUUGUACUCCUAAGGUUUUGUCUCGGAGAAUUAUCAUCAAUGCCCUCUAGUUUUACUAUAUUCUUUUUCAAAACGUAUUUUGUUUUUUAAAGUAACAUGACAAAAUUGCAUUCAUGUAACUAACAUUGAUGUUUAAUACCAUUCAAGCUUUUGGGUAGAAGGACAGCUCUUUUGUUAUAUUUGAUAUCAUUUGAUGACUCAAUAAUGUCUUCUAACCUGUUUCCAGCUGUUGAUUUACUUAAAUGUAACUAUAAAAAAGGAUAUUGUUUGUCAGUGGUACCAAGGGAUCAAUGUAUUCAUUUGAAAUAUUAAUAUUUAAAUGACUUGUUGAAAUAAAACACUAUGCAUUUUCCUUUCA